Messenger RNA from Musa acuminata AAA Group (dessert banana), 2369 nucleotides. RefSeq names its product KH domain-containing protein At4g18375-like. Gene Ontology annotation, molecular function: mRNA binding. Bases 191 to 2050 code for a protein of 619 amino acids. Gene Ontology annotation, cellular component: nucleus; cytoplasm. The record is from RefSeq and is a predicted model, not a curated record. Lineage: Eukaryota; Viridiplantae; Streptophyta; Magnoliopsida; Zingiberales; Musaceae. The transcript has 8 exons. Gene Ontology annotation, biological process: regulation of gene expression.
GCCGGUUUAAGGUCAUCGCUAACUCUAAGAUUGAGAGAAUCCAAACCCCCAAGCGCAGUUAAUCUCGCGCGAUUCUGUCUCCCAACGCUGCCUACGCAUAGGGUUUCUUCUUUCCCUCGCAGGAUUAAUUAUUCAAAGUUUGCUGGUGAUAUUUUCUUGUGUGUACUAUAUUCAUUUCUUUCUCCGGAUCAUGUUUGAACUGGGAAAGCGUCAGCAGAGGGAUCCUGACAAUGAAGGUGCACAGCAGAAGAAAAGAUUGGGUAACAAGGAUAUCAUCAGUGAUGAAUUGGUUGUAUAUCGUGUUCUUUGUCCAGCUGGUGUUAUUGGGAGUGUGAUUGGCAAGAGUGGUAAAGUGAUAAAUUCCAUCAGGCAACAGACAAAUGCUAAAAUCAAAGUUGUCAAUCCUUUUCCUGGUGUGGAUAAAAGGGUUAUCACUAUCUAUUGCUAUGUUAAGGACAAGAGUCCUGUGGAUGUUGAUGAAGAUGUCUUGCAGCCUCUCUGCCCUGCCCAGGAUGCCUUGCUUAAAGUUUAUGAUGCUAUAGUAAAUGCUCUGGCUAAUUCUAGUGAGAUUGAAAAGAAACAGGAAGGGGCUCAUAUCCUUGUGCCAGCAAGCCAAACUGCAAAUAUUAUAGGUAAGUUUGGGGCUACCAUCAAGAAACUGAGAUCCAAGACUGGAGCAAACAUUAAAAUUACUCCAAAGGAUCCCUCUGAUGCAACACAUUCUUGUGCAAUGAGCUUUGACAACUUUCUUCAGAUUACUGGUGAUGCUGAAGCAGUUAAAAAUGCAUUAACUGCAGUUUCUGCUGUCAUGUAUAAAUUUUCACCAAAGGAAGAGAUCUCUCUUGAUACCUCGGUUCCUGAUCUUCCACCCAUAAUUAUUCCAUCAGAUAUUCCCAUUAUACCAGCUGGUAGUCUCUAUCCCACUGCAGAUUCUCUUUUGCCUCCUGGAUCUGUGCCACCACCUAUAGCUGCAACUCAUCUUGCAUCUGAGAUUUCUGGAUUUACAGACACUUCUAAUAUGUGGCCACUGUAUCCAUCUUCCCUUCCUAUUGUUCCUGGAUAUGGUGGUCCAACACGGUCGGAGGACCUCAUCUUACGAAUUCUGUGCCCAUCUGACAAGAUUGGACGUGUUAUUGGCAAGGGAGGAAGUACUAUAAAGAGCAUACGACAGUCCAGUGGUGCAAAAAUCAGUGUUGAUGAUACAAAAGAUGAUACUGAUGAGUGCGUUAUCACUGUCACAUCAACGGAGUCUACAAAUGAUGUGAAGUCUGCUGCAGUUGAAUCUGUUUUGCUGCUUCAAGAAAAGAUUAAUGAUCAAGAUAGUGACUGUGUUAAUAUUCGCCUUCUUGUUCCUUCAAAAGUUAUUGGCUGUCUUAUUGGCAAAGGUGGUUCAAUUAUCACUGAUAUGCGCAAGAAGACUAAGGCAAUUAUUUAUAUCUCAAAGGGUGAAAAACCCAAACAGGCUGCUCCCGAUAAUGAGCUUGUGGAGGUGUCUGGAGAGGUAGGUAAAUUGCGUGAUGCGCUUGUUCAGAUUAUUUUAAGGCUCAGAGAAGAUGCUCUAAAAGACAAGGAAGGCAACCAAAAUGCUCACAAGGACAGUAGUCAGAAUGUUCCUGCUACUGAUCCUCUUCAUUCUGGCAGUCUUUCUGUGCCUCCAGUAUUGCCUACGAUUCCACCUCUUGCACCUUUGAGCUAUGAUCAGAGAGCUGAAACUGAGAGGGGCUUAGGAAUAUUCCCUGGCAGUAAUUUAUUUGGUUACAACUCGUUGCAGGCUGGAGAGAAUGGUUUUGGAUCUCUUUCUUCAUAUCCAUCAAGAGCAUAUGGAGGAUUGCCUGCAUACAUUGAGAUGGUGAUUCCUGCAAAUGCAUUGCCUAAAGUUAUGGGUAAAGGAGGCACAAAUGUUGACAAUAUCAGAAAGAUAUCAGGAGCUCAUAUAGAAAUUGUUGACUCGACAGCAUCCCAUUUUGAACGCAUCGCCCGGAUAUCUGGUACCCUUGAGCAGAAGCGUUCAGCAGAGAACCUAAUUCAGGCCUUCAUAAUGUCUACUUAAGAUGAUGGUCGAGUACCAGAGUAGGUGACCUUAUGCUCUCUCAUUUGCAGUGCUCUUCAGGUUUCCUAAUCCCUUGGGACUAUUCUGGAGAAACAUGGGCAAGAUCCCUCUUACUUCUGUCCUUCUGUACCAAACAUAGUCUGUUUGCUCUUCAAAAUCUACUGCCCGCUUGUCCUUCAGAAAAACUAUUCCCUAUCGUGAUUCUAUAAACCUGUCUUAUCUAUUAUCGUGAAUUUCUCAGGUCCUUGAUUUCCUCAGUUUGAUGUUACUUUCUUGUGAAACGUUAGUGUCAUGAAUAUACCCUUGCUUAAGUCUUCAA